AUGACCCAAUUUCUCUUGAGCAAAGGUAAACCUAUCGAAUAUACCAACGAAAACAUUCAACCUGAGAAACCUACGGUAUUCUCUAAUCUGGCAAACAUUUCAACUGCUCUUGCCGACUCUAUAUUAUUAUUCCUUGGUUUACGACCCUCCGAAAAUGACGAUCGCACAACACCACCUGCGUCGUCAAUAAUGAUGCGCUAUGGCCUGAGUCCUCAGGCAAUGGCCUACGUUCAAUUUAAAAGCACGCGUCUGAAAGGUUUUAAUGAAUUUGUAAUUUACAAGAAUGGGGUGAUGCAGCGUGACAUAACUAUCAACAUACGUAGAGAUAUUGAAGUUGAAG
Dentiscutata heterogama is the source of this 340-nucleotide messenger RNA. The record is from the annotation of a GenBank genome assembly. Lineage: Eukaryota; Fungi; Glomeromycota; Glomeromycetes; Diversisporales; Gigasporaceae.